Molecule: messenger RNA, 1052 nt
Organism: Baudoinia panamericana UAMH 10762
Lineage: Eukaryota; Fungi; Ascomycota; Dothideomycetes; Mycosphaerellales; Teratosphaeriaceae
Exons: 1
Coding region: 185-622 (145 amino acids)
Biological process (GO): nucleolar large rRNA transcription by RNA polymerase I
Cellular component (GO): RNA polymerase I upstream activating factor complex
Molecular function (GO): RNA polymerase I cis-regulatory region sequence-specific DNA binding
Source: RefSeq, a predicted model, not a curated record
GGAUUGAAGCGGUUCCCGCAAUGGGGUCUUGGCGCGCAACUGCCUCCACGCGGCGCUCACUCUAGAGUCUGGGCAAAGUCGAUACACUAUCCACAACAAUCUGAAUAGUACGAAGACGGGCCCGGACUUUUACUAGGGGACGCCGUCGGUGUGCUGUAUACACUCUGCAUCGAUUCCGGAAACAAUGACAGGAAAGGCAAAGGCAACACGCGCAGCGCCUACCCUCUACGACGCCGUUGCUGGCCGUGUGGGAUACGAAGGUUUCCACACCGAAUCAAGACCGUCGGAGCGUCGCGACACGGCAAGUACGUCGUUGGUACCAGUCCCAGCCGAUGAGAUGCUUUUUCGCCGCAAGGGCGCACCGACUCGCUUUGCGGAAGACGAUUUGUACCUGGCAGAUCGUCAACUGCUUCCAUCACAGAGCUUGCCGGAGUCGGACCUGCUCAAAGUCAUUCACGCCUAUGUGUCGGACGCUUGGAGUCCUGGGAGAAAUAGUGGUCACGCCACCAACCCCAGAUCGAUGGACGAAACGGCGCUUCUAGCGAUGGGUCUUCUCCUCGAAGAAGCCGCGAUCGCCACCCUGGGAAAGUCAGGAGACCUAGCCUUUGUGGAAUCCGGGUAGCCGAUUGCGAGCAAUGCAGGACGUACUACGAAGAAAUGACUUCAUGAUGGACGUUGCUGCCGAAGGCAAGUACACUGUACAGAUGAUCUCGAUGCAACGAUCGUCAGACUUGAUGACUUUCAGCUCCAGCUUGAUGGAGAUCCUGAAGCUCGUCAUGAUGAGCGAAAAUGUACCUCUAGGAGCUGGUUGAUCCAUUGGCGAUCCGUUUGUUGAACGACGGAUUGGCCUCGAGCUUUUUGUGCCGCAUAAUCUCCGUGCAAUAGUUCUGGAAAGACGGUAAAAGAAAUCAAGCGUCUAGAUUUCCGGCUCACAGCUAUGGAGAGCAGGUGGACCUUAUCCGGUGGCCUGGGCAUGGAAGUACCAUCGACACCCUGCAUGAUUGAUUACGGCCCACAAGGGUGAACUCGCGGAAGUAGGUUCCUGACGGCGG